This is a messenger RNA of Acanthamoeba castellanii str. Neff, 975 nucleotides long. RefSeq lists its product as uncharacterized. The transcript is spliced from 7 exons. NCBI's taxonomy places the organism in Eukaryota, Discosea, Longamoebia, Acanthamoebidae. Gene Ontology annotation, cellular component: cytosol; HAUS complex. Gene Ontology annotation, biological process: spindle assembly. The record is from RefSeq and is a predicted model, not a curated record. Bases 1 to 975 code for a protein of 324 amino acids.
AUGACCCCCUCCGCUAUGUUGUCACGAUCCCAGCCGCCUCUUACUCCUUCCUUCGCGGCAUCCGAGCAAAUCAGCGAUUCGACUAAGUUGCAAAUCGCCUGCACUUGGCUGAAGGAGGUGCUCGGCAAGGAUGGCGAUGUGCCCCCCUUCGAGAUCAAUUCGCAGACCGUAGAUGUGCUCUUUGGGCUGGCCCUCUUCAACAAGCAGCGAGAAGUCGAUGUCCAGCUUCUAAUUGAGGAUGCACACGAAAAGGCUGCUCAUUACAAACAAGAAGCCGACAAGAUGGAGAACAUCAUGUCCACGAUUGGCCUCUCCAUCGAUAGAUUGCCGCCAGCAGGUGUGACUAGUCUCGCCAGCUUGGCUUCCCUUGCCCUCACGCUUGACACGAAGGACACCAGCCUCGCCAGCUACUACCUGAGCCUGCAAGACCUCGAUGAAGAACUGCACGACGUCAGCAAGAAGCGUGAGGAACAGCAGGCAUCGCUUUCUGGUUUGCUGGAGAAGACGCGUUUGGCUGUGGCUCGACUCGACAAGAUGAGCAAAACGCUUCUAGAGUACCAGGGCGAAUCGGAUCAGCAGAAGCAAGCGAUGAAUGAACGAAUGUCCGAGGUGAGGUAUCUUCAGGGCAAGACCGCCGAGUGUCACGCCACCAUGCAGAAGCUCAAGGUAGUGUCCUGUAUUCAUCGCGUCUCCGAUUCCUGCUUCUACUACUACUUCGAUUGUGCUUGUGAGCAGAUUAGUGCAAGUGGAGUGUCGAACGAGAUCACGCAUUCGGCGCUAGUCAAGCUCAACAAGGAGUGGAAGGUGGUGCACGAGAAGACGGAGCCCCUGUUGGAGAGCUUGAAGAAGUAUCACCAACUGCCACCGGAUGCUACGUUGGCCAAGAUCAAGAUCGACGACGCCAGGCGAGAGGUGGCCCGGCUCAACCAGCAGAUUUCGGACACGCUCGCGCGGAUGAACAUCUCCUACCACUGA